AUGUCCAGCUACUUCUACAACUCGGUUACCAAGAGGUGUGAGGAGUUUGUUUAUGGAGGCUGCCAGGGCAAUGGGAACAGGUUUCCCAGUAUGGACAAAUGUCUCCAGACCUGUGGAAGCUCAGAUGUAGAUAUCUGCCAGCUCCCUGUGCAGCCUGGCCCGUGUAAGGCCUACACGACCCUGUACUUCUACAACUCAGCCACCAAGAAGUGUGAGGAGUUCAGGUAUGGUGGCUGCCAGGGCAACGAGAACCGGUUUGCCACCAAAGACGAAUGUUUCCAGACAUGUGGACGCCCAGUUAAAGAGAUCUGCAAGCUCCCUGUGGAUGCUGGCUCAUGUUUUUCCUACAUGACUCGCUACUUCUACAACUCGGUCACUGACAGCUGUGAGGAGUUCGUUUAUGGUGGCUGCGAGGGCAAUGGGAACAGGUUUGCCACUAAAAAUGAAUGUCUCAAGACCUGUGGCAGCCCAGAUACAAAUAUCUGCCAGCUCCCUGUGCAGCCUGGCCCAUGUCAGGCUUACGUGUCCCGCUACUUCUACAACUCGGUUACCAAGAAAUGUGAGAAGUUCAGGUACGGUGGCUGCCAGGGCAACGAGAACAGGUUUGCCACUAAAGACGAAUGUCUCGAGACCUGUGUGCAACCAGUUAAUGACGUUUGCAAACUCCCUGUGGACUCUGGCUCAUGUUUUUCCUAUGUGACCCGCUACUUCUACAACUUCGUCACCAAGAAGUGUGAGGCGUUCACUUACGGUGGCUGCGAGGGCAAUGGGAACAGGUUUGCCUCCAUCGACGAAUGUCUCAGGACCUGCGGAAGUGCAGAGAAACCUGGCUUCUGCCCCAAGACAACUGGAGGGCUCUGUAUUCUGGGAUGCAAUGAUGAUGACGACUGUGUUGGAGCAGAAAAGUGCUGCAGUAAUGGGUGUGGCCGGACUUGCCAAAUCCCCACAGCAGGGCCGACCAGAGAGAGAGACUGGGAAGAACCGAGAGCCUGACAGCAGGGCCUGUGGGGGGAUGGGACAGGAUCCUCCAAUCCAGUCCCCACCUGACACCCAUCCC
Molecule: messenger RNA, 1057 nt
Organism: Chelonoidis abingdonii (Abingdon island giant tortoise)
Lineage: Eukaryota; Metazoa; Chordata; Testudines; Testudinidae
Source: RefSeq, a predicted model, not a curated record